AUGGCAAAUAAAAAAAUUGAUCCAGAAUUCGAUCUAGAUGAUGAAUAAGAAGCUCUUUUUGCAUAAUAACGAGCACUUGAACCCCAACCUUAAAUUAGUGUAAAUGCACUUCCUACUCGUUUAUAUUUAGAAAAAACAACUCUUCCGACUAUAUAUAAGGCAUUAGAAGCAUUAGAAAAAGAAAGACCUGUUAAUCCUGUCGAGUUUUUUUCAUAUUAUUUAAUUACAAAUAAUCCUUAUACAUAAAAAUUAUCAAAUGAAGUUGAAAGUCAUUAAAAAAUAUAAGAAUCGCCAACAUUAGCAGAACUUAAAUGA
Ichthyophthirius multifiliis is the source of this 315-nucleotide messenger RNA. RefSeq lists its product as hypothetical. The transcript has a single exon. Lineage: Eukaryota; Ciliophora; Oligohymenophorea; Hymenostomatida. The record is from RefSeq and is a predicted model, not a curated record.